Chelmon rostratus (copperband butterflyfish) is the source of this 2244-nucleotide messenger RNA. RefSeq names its product alpha-1,6-mannosylglycoprotein 6-beta-N-acetylglucosaminyltransferase B-like. NCBI's taxonomy places the organism in Eukaryota, Metazoa, Chordata, Actinopteri, Chaetodontiformes, Chaetodontidae. The transcript has 17 exons. Gene Ontology annotation, molecular function: alpha-1,6-mannosylglycoprotein 6-beta-N-acetylglucosaminyltransferase activity. The record is from RefSeq and is a predicted model, not a curated record. The coding region runs from base 1 to 2244 and encodes 747 amino acids. Gene Ontology annotation, cellular component: Golgi apparatus. Gene Ontology annotation, biological process: protein N-linked glycosylation.
AUGCAUGUUGCACUGCGGCCACGCAGUGGUUGCCUGGUGCUCUGUCUGUGCCUGUCUGUGUUCACCCUGCUGCUACAGAGCCUCUGGGUGCCUCAUGUGGUGACCAGGGAUGAACCAGCUGGGAGGUCACCUGAGGAACAAGGUCAGCGUGGUCUUGGCUUUCGUAGGCUGGCUCUUCGCUUGGAGGCUUUGAGCACUCAGGUGCAGAGGCUGAGCAGAGAGAGAGAUGUCUCCCAGCUGACCAGAGAUGAUCUCAGCCUGUUACUGCAGAGCUUCAGACAGGACCAGCAAGGCUUAGCCCACUUGGUGGAGAGGGAGCUGAAGAGAGUGUCUCUGAGGCUCGACCAGCUCGGCCGCCACCAUCACCAUCAGUCUCACACACCGUCACCACAUGAUGACCUCAGAUUGCACACAGGGCCCAAUGAGAAGUGCGAGGUGCCAAUGGAUCCUGCAUAUCCGGUGUGUGUGGAGAAAGUGGAGUUUCUGCGGGCCCGCUGGCAGUCAGACCCCUGUUAUGCCUUUUAUGGGGUGGAUGGUACCACCUGCUCCAUACUGACAUACCUUAGCCAAAUAGAGGACUUUUGUCCCCCUGGCCUUGGAAGAAACCAUUCUGCCCCACCAUGGCACCAGAAACCUCACUCUUACAUAAAGAAGGCUGAGAUACGUACGACUCUGAGCCCACUGUAUGAGGUCAUCAGCAACAGCAGCGGUCCCGCCAUAAACUUCAUCCGGUCCAGAGUGGAAAGGACGUCUGAACGGUGGAUACAGGCUGGUCUGAAGAUGAGGCAGGGCAGCAACAAGAACGGCUCGACCCAGAUGAGGGUGCUGCUUUAUCCUGGUGCCCUGGCUGGGGGUGUAGGCCAGCGGUUUGAAGCCAUGGUGAAGAGAGGGGGACCUCUAGGUGAGCUGGUUCAGUGGGCUGACCUCAGUGCCUGUCUGACAAUCCUGGGCCACAACCUGACCUUCAGCACCUCACAGCACCAACUCCACAGCCUGAUAGGUGCUGCUCCAGGCCGAGGCAGUUGUCCGAUCCAGAGGCCCCUGACCUUUGACCUCAUCUAUACUGACUACCACGGCCUUGCUCACCUUCAAGGCGCCAUGGGCCUGGCUUUCGUGCAUUACAAGUGCCGCUUCAGAAUCCUGGACUCUUUUGGUACUGAGCCGGCCUUUAACCUGGGGAGCUAUGCACGCAGCCACGGAUAUAAAACGCUGUGGGGCAGCUGGGAUCUGCAGCCUCUGCAGUACAUGACCAUGUUCCCUCACACUCCUGAUAACUCCUUCCUGGGCUUUGUGAGUGAGGAGGCAGCAAGGGAGGAGGCGAGGGAGGAAGAACUGGACAGGAAAGACAGGAUAGCAGUUGUAUACGGCAAACAGGACUACAUGUGGCAGGGUAAAUCAGAGUAUGUGGGGGUGAUCAGUGAAGAGCUGGAGACCCACGCUACAGUGUACCAGCCUCCAGGACACGUCUCUAAUCUGCCAAACUUCAUCAGAAACCACGGCCUGCUGACUCAGGAAAGCUUCCUACGACUUCUCCGCAGAGCCAAGGUGUUUGUAGGCCUAGGCUUCCCCUAUGAGGGUCCGGCUCCCAUUGAGGCGAUAGCUCUGGGCUGCGUGUUCCUUCAGCCACGCUUUGACCCACCACACUCAUCAGACAACAAUGACUUCUAUAAAGGCAAGCCCACCACAAGACAGAUCUCAUCCCAGCACCCGUAUGCUGAAGCAUUCAUCGGCAAACCCCACGUAUGGACUGUAGAUGUGACCAACAAGACUGAUGUACGGGAGGCAGUCAGAGCCAUUUUACGCACAGAGGUGAAGCCUUACACUCCCAGAGAGUUCACAUGCGAGGGAAUGCUGGAGAGGGUUCAUGGUUAUAUCACUCACCAGAAUUUCUGCAGUAAAUCCGUCGCUUCCUGGCCACCAGAAAGUGCUCUAAGGGUGCACCUGGGUCCCCUGGGUCAGUCAUGUGUAAGUGUGUGUCGACGGUCCUCCCAUGUGUGUGAGCCUGCUCUGUUUCACCACCUAAACAAUCCUGCUGCAUUCACCAGACUCGGGAUAGGCUGCUCUACCAUGGUGCAGGAAGUCAACCACCUACUUCCUUCCUACAACCCUUGGGGUCAGCAUUGUGGUCUUCAGCAGGAGCCUCUGCUGUUCAGCUGUGCCGGCUCUGACCCUUCUCAUCGCAGACUGUGUCCCUGCAGAGCUCACCUACCUGGACAACUGGCACUGUGCCUCGACUGCCUCUGA